Messenger RNA from Lepus europaeus (European hare), 4288 nucleotides. It is a transcript of the gene GPC4, whose product is annotated as glypican 4. Gene Ontology annotation, biological process: cell migration; regulation of signal transduction; regulation of protein localization to membrane. The transcript is spliced from 10 exons. Gene Ontology annotation, cellular component: plasma membrane; extracellular region; cell surface. Bases 248 to 1981 code for a protein of 577 amino acids. The record is from RefSeq and is a predicted model, not a curated record. NCBI's taxonomy places the organism in Eukaryota, Metazoa, Chordata, Mammalia, Lagomorpha, Leporidae.
ACCGGCCCGUGCCUCUGCUGCCCUGGGCCGCGCGCCGCUCCACGCCCUCGUCUCUCCUCCUCCUGCCCCGACUGCGCGCCUGGCACCGGGGACCGUUGCCUGACGCGAGGCCCGGCUCCACUUUCCCCCCCGCGUCUCUUCCUCCUGCUCUCCUCCUCCUCCUCCCUAACUCCAACUCCCUCGCGAGCCCCCGACUCCGUGCCGCUCCCCGUCCCGUCUCCUCCCGUCCGAAAGGUGGGACCGCGUCAUGGCACGGCUCGGCUUGCCCGCGCUUCUCUGUCUCCUGGCCGCGCUCAGCGCCGCGCUGCUGGCUGCCGAGCUCAAGUCGAAAAGUUGCUCGGAAGUGCGACGUCUCUACGUGUCCAAAGGCUUCAACAAGAACGAUGCCCCCCUGCACGAGAUCAACGGUGAUCAUCUGAAGAUCUGUCCCCAGGGUUACACGUGCUGCUCUCAAGAGAUGGAGGAGAAGUACAGCCUGCAAAGUAAAGAUGAUUUCAAAAAUGUGGUGAACGAACAGUGCAAUCACUUGCAGGCCGUCUUUGCUUCCCGUUACAAGAAGUUUGAUGAAUUCUUCAAAGAGCUGCUUGAAAAUGCCGAGAAAUCCCUGAAUGAUAUGUUUGUGAAGACAUAUGGCCGCUUAUACAUGCAAAACUCUGAGCUAUUUAAAGAUCUCUUUGUGGAGUUGAAGCGCUACUACGUGGUGGGGAACGUGAACCUGGAAGAAAUGCUAAACGACUUCUGGGCUCGGCUCCUGGAGCGCAUGUUCCGCCUGGUGAACUCCCAGUACCACUUUACCGACGAGUAUCUGGAGUGCGUGAGCAAGUAUACAGAGCAGCUGAAGCCCUUCGGAGACGUCCCGCGGAAACUGAAGCUGCAGGUCACUCGUGCCUUCGUAGCAGCCCGUACUUUUGCUCAAGGCUUAGCGGUUGCAAGAGAUGUAGUGAGCAAAGUCUCUGUGGUAAAUCCCACAGCACAGUGUACCCAGGCCCUGUUGAAGAUGAGCUAUUGCUCCCACUGCCGGGGGUUGGUGACCGUGAAGCCCUGUUACAACUACUGCUCGAACAUCAUGAGAGGCUGUUUGGCCAACCAAGGGGAUCUCGAACUUGAGUGGAACAAUUUCAUAGACGCGAUGCUCAUGGUGGCGGAAAGGCUGGAGGGUCCUUUCAACAUUGAAUCCGUCAUGGAUCCCAUCGACGUGAAGAUCUCCGAUGCUAUUAUGAACAUGCAGGAGAACAGCGUGCAAGUGUCACAAAAGGUGUUCCAGGGAUGUGGACCGCCCAAGCCCCUCCCAGCCGGACGAAUCUCUCGGUCCAUCUCUGAAAGUACCUUCAGUGCUCGUUUCCGGCCCUAUCACCCCGAGGAACGCCCCACCACAGCAGCUGGCACUAGUUUGGACCGCCUGGUUACCGAUGUCAAGGAGAAGCUGAAACAGGCCAAGAAGUUCUGGUCGUCUCUCCCUAGCAACGUUUGCAACGAUGAAAGGAUGGCUGCGGGAAAUGGCAACGAAGAGGACUGCUGGAACGGAAAAGGCAAAAGCAGGGCAAGCACUGGCAACCCUUCUGGACCCGACGCGACAAACGGAAGGCCUCUAGACGUUCUUAGGUACCUGUUUGCAGUGACAGGAAAUGGAUUAGCCAACCAGGGCAAUAACCCAGAAGUCCAGGUCGACACAAGCAAACCAGACAUACUGAUCCUCCGCCAGAUCAUGGCUCUUCGGGUCAUGACCAGUAAAAUGAAGAAUGCUUACAAUGGGAAUGAUGUGGACUUCUUUGAUAUAAGCGAUGAGAGCAGUGGAGAAGGCAGUGGAAGUGGAUGUGAGUACCAGCAGUGCCUUUCGGAGUUUGAGUACAAUGCCACUGACCACGCUGGGAAGAGUGCCCACGACAAAGCCGACAGUGCUGGUGCCCGUCCCGGGGUGCAGCCCUACCUCCUCGCGGUCUUCUGCAUCGUGUUCCUGGUUGUGCAGAGAGAGUGGAGAUAAUUUUGCAAACUUUGAGCAAAAGCGUUCAUCAUCAGAAAUUUCAAAAGGCACCGGUUAUCACUUUUCUACCAUCCUAGUGACUUUGCUUUUUACAUGAAUGGACAACGAUGUACAGUUUUUACUAUGUGGCCACUGGUUUAAAAAAUGCUGACUGUAUUUUCAUUCAGUUUUUGGGGCAAAGGGGAUUUGUACGUUCUGUUGGUUCCUGCUACCCCAGAAUCAUGUUAAACGUGGCUAACAGUGUAGGUACAGAACUGUAGUUAGUUGUGCAUUUGUGAUUUUAUCACUAUUGUUUGUUUGUUCUUUUCUCAUUUUGUUUGUGGGUUUUUUUUUUAAUUCCAAUUACGAUCUCACCUUGUUUCUUACAAGAAAACCAGGGUCCUUUCUUGGCAUGUAACAUGUACGUAUUUCUGAAAUAUUAAAUAGCUGUACAGAAGCAGGUUUUAUUUAUCAUGUUAUCUUAUUAAAAGAAAAAGCCCAACAAGCAGUAAAAUUUCCAUUUAUCCCUGUUAUUUUAGUUGCCUUAUGUGGACACAAGUGGAGGUGAUUUGGGAUUUUUCUAUUAUUGUUAGGAGAGAACGUGAAGGUACAAGUAGGCUUCGGAGCCACCUGUCAGAUUGUAUGCGAGCAUCAGCACAAGAAGGAGGGUAUACUUCGUGUACAGUUGGUGAUUGGAAGAGACUGCAGACUCCCCAUUUUUGUUAAUAUUAUAUAAGCUAAGAGCACAUAUGGAUCUGUUUCUUAAAGCCCACUUGUCCUUAAAGUGUAACCCAUUUCCAAGAAGAUUCUUGAUAUAGUGUCACUUGAAAGAUGCUUAAAGUAUUCAAGAGAUCCCACUUAUCACCUGUUCACAGUUGGGUGUGGAGGUGGUUUUUUUUUUUUUUUUUCCAAUUUUAACCAGGCAAAUUAGCACGCCACUAACUGAGUGUGCCAGUUUGCACAGCCACACUGCCCCUCUUUGAAUUUCUAUCCCAGUGGCGGCAGCAAGCGGCCAACCAUUUCAUUUGGUCCCCCUUGUUCCAGUGGUCCAGAUGUCAGGCCCAGCCAGAUCCAGGGAGCCAUCUGGGAGCUAGCCAGAACCGGGGUACAGCCUGGGCUCAGGGAAUAGCUGUCAAUACUCCAGUGAAGUUUCUGUCUGUGCAUGUGUAUUUGCAUUUCUUUUUGGAUCCCAGUUUUUUUGUCUUAAGAGAGUGUAAGGUGUCUUAUCUGAGUCCUUUCUUGCCCAACCCCCUCUGAGAAAGCAAAGGACUUGCAGUGGUUCGCAGCUGUGUGCUACCCAUUGCAGCGAAGGAGCCCAUUUGGGGGAGAACUAGUUGUCCAGAGUUUUCAUGUGUUAUGUUGUUGAGGGUGGGGGCGGGAGUUAGGGGAGUAGGUAGAACCAAGAAGAGCACAUCAUAGUGGUGAUCCUUAGCCACAUGGGUGAACUGGCAAAGGCCGUAUCUGUUGUUUCAGGCCAAAGAUUGACAACUGCCUUGGCCCCUUGGGGACCCUUUCCUUGUGUUCUUACCAAAUGACAGCUCACAGAAGCAUGAGAAUGUAACAGAUCACUUUAAAGGAGGUUCCCACACGUCUUCAGAAAGACUGCAGUUCUGCAAGUCUCUUCCUGCUUUGGACAGUCAUUGAGAUCCCAUUGAGUUCUAGAGAACCAGAAACCCACAGAGAGGUUGUUUGUGUUAUUGUUCAAUCCUCAGUUGUAAGAGUAAUUCUCUAUUUUUAUAUUGAAACAUAAUUACUUGAUAGCUCAGGGUCUACAUUUCAUUCAACUUUUUACACCAAAUUCUGCAGAAUGGUCAAAAUGGCUUAUCUGGGGCUGUUGUAAACAGAGGCUGAAUUUUAUUAGAAGUAGCCAGUUAUUUAUUAAAGCAUGAUGUUAAUAAAAUAGGCAUAUUCUGGCUGAUGUGUGUUUUUUUUUUAAACAAAUCACAGAAGACAUCAAAUUGAAAAGGAACUCCAUUUUAUGUAUGAGGAAAAAAUAGAUUGUAAAUAGCUAGGCUGCCUUGUGAGAACUUGGAAAAUGUGCUGAUACUUAGUAACUACCUCAGUUGUGAGGAAUUUCCUUUUUAGCGUAGACUGCUAUUACUUUUACUUGGUAGAAAGGAUUCUGGUCUCCAAAAUAUGGCUCCAAGAGUUAUCCCCAUAGACCUUGUUAGAUUGUUUUUAAUUUAAAACCUUGAACUCCGCCCAGCUGUUUUCUCUCAGUCAAGUUCCCUAAACCAAUAACAUUUUCUGAAUUAAAUAGUCUUGAAGGUUCUCCUGGACUCUUACUGAGUUAUUUUCUCUCUUUGCAUUUUUUCUGUUACCGUUUAU